AUGAAAGGCGGAGCAGAUCAUGAAGACCUACACGAACAGGCAGAAUCCUGCCUCGCUCGGUUUCGACGGUUCGGAAACCUAGACGAUAUAGACAAGGCAAUCGAAUAUGGGGCUCGCGCCCUAGAUUUGACACCCAGUGGACAUCCAAGCAUGUCGUCGCGAAUUAGCUGGCUUGGAGUGUACUACGACGAACGGUAUCGGCGACUUGGGAACUUGGACGACAUAAACAAGUCAAUGGAAUGCGGUGUCCGUGCGCUUGAACUAGUUUCGGAGAACGAUCCAGAACUGUCAGUACUGCUGGGCAAUAUGGGGAUAUCCUAUGGGAUGUGCUAUACACGCAUAGGGCGAGUGGAAGACCUAGGGAAAUCGAUCGAGUACUCAUCCCGCGCACUUGCCCUCACCCCCGACGGCCAUCCUCACCUGCCGCGCCGAAAUUCUGCUCUAGGAGUGGCAUACACCCAUCGAUAUCGACGCAUGGGAGAUCCAGCCGACCUCGAGAAAUCCAUCGAGUACAAGUCUCGUGCGCUCGAUCUCACUCCCGACGGCCAUCCUGACCUGCCACGCCGGCAUGCUGCUCUAGGAGCGUCAUACACCCAUCUAUAUCGACGCAUGGGAGAUCCAGCCGACCUCGAGAAGUCUAUCGAGUACAAGUCUCGUGCACUCGCCCUCACUCCCGACGGCCAUCCUGACCUGCCACGCCGGCAUGCUGCUCUCGGGGGAUCAUACAGCGAUCGAUAUCGACGCAUGGGAGAGCUAGCCGACCUCGAGAAGUCGAUCGAAUGCGACUCUCGUGCACUCGCCCUCACUCCUGACGGUCAUCCUGACCUGCCACGCUGGUAUGCUGCUCUAGGAGUAUCAUACAGCGAUCGAUAUCGACGCAUGGGAGAUCCAGCCGACCUCGAAAAGUCGAUCGAGUACAAGUCUCGUGCACUCGCCCUCACUCCCGACGGCCAUCCUGACCUGCCACGCCGGCAUGCUGCUCUAGGAGGGUCUCACACCGAUCGAUAUCAACUCAUGGGAGAACUAGCAGACCUCGAGCAAUCCGUCCAAUGCUAUUCCCGUGCACUCGCCCUCACUCCUCACGAUCAUCCCGACCUGCCCACCCGGCAUUUUGACUGGGCUACAUCCUGUCAUCACCAGUAUCAGCUUAACGCUCAUCCAUCCCACCUAGCAGCCUCUCUCCACUCUUUCCGCAAAGCGUCUCACUUAUCCGCUGCUUCUCCCCGCGACGUGUUCCACAACGCCUUUCGCUGGGCAAAGCUCGCAUCCGACCAUACCUACCUCAACCCAAUCGAAGCUUUCCGCAUACGAUACCAUGACCUCUCAUCGGCCGACAGUGUCGCCGUACGAGCUGCCUCUGCUGCUAUUCGUUCGUCUGAGCACAGUCUGGCACUCGAGUGGCUCGAGCAUGCACGCUGUAUCGUCUGGAGCCAGACCCUCAUGCUGCGGUCUCCUUCAGUUGCACAGCAACUCCAUCAUGCAAGCUCUGGCCUCCCGUCUCCCGACUCCACUGUAUUCCUUCCGGAACAUCGCCAUCGGUUAGCAAGGGAGUACAGCGACUUGCUGGCUCAAGCACGCAGCCUAUCCGGGCUUGAGCUCUUUCUUCAGCCGGCAAAGGCCGAUGACCUGAUCCGGGCUGCUCGGUACGGGCCUGUGGUCGUCGUCAACUGCCAUCAAUCUGACUGCGACGCCCUUGUGAUCUUGCCUGGCCAGGUUCAUAUCCGUCAUCUCGCUCUGCCUAACUUCACCGAGGUUAAGGCACAGCGUGCUCGCUCUGAGAUAGAACGGAUGCUGCGAAUCAAGGGACUGCGGGAGCGCGGGUUCCAUCUGAUGAACCCUCCGCCUGAUCCAGAUGUUGGAGCUGUGCUCGCCGGUCUCUGGAAAGACCUGGUCAGACCAGUGCUUGACCACCUGGGAUAUCUGGACGAUCCCACGAACGACCUCCCUCAUGUCACAUGGUGUCCCACUGGUGUGUUGUCAUUCCUGCCCUUACAUGCCGCCGGAGACUACGACCAGCCACGGUCGCGAGUGUUUGACUACGUCAUAUCCUCAUACACUCCCACUCUCACUGCUCUGCUGUCCUCUGCGCCCACCGUCGCCAACCGCCCCCCUCAGGUACUUGCCAUUGGUCAAGCAGCUACACCAGGUCGUAGCCCAUUGCAAGGCACCGUCAAGGAGCUCGAGUAUCUCCGGACUCAUGCACAAAGUAGACUGGCGUACGCAGAACUCACAGACAGUCAAGCCACGACCGUGGCCGUGCUCGAUGCAAUGGAGCAGUACGACUGGGUGCACCUUGCCUGCCACGCACACCAGAAUGUCGAUGAUCCGACAAAAAGUGGGUUCUUUCUGCAUGACGGCACUCUCGACCUGGCCGCCAUCACUCAGCGGUCGUUCAGAAACAAGGGUCCUGCCUUCCUGUCCGCAUGUCAAACCGCCACAGGUGACGCGAAGCUACCCGACGAAGCGAUCCACCUUGCGUCUGGGAUGCUGAUGGCAGGGUAUCCGAGCGUGAUUGCGUCGAUGUGGUCUGUGGUGGACGAGGACGCACCGUUUGUGGCUGAUAAGGUAUAUGGGCGGCUGAUGAAGGAUGGAAAGGUGGGAAACGGAGAGGCAGGAAAGGCGCUACACGAAGCAGUUGCGGGGCUGCGCGAGAAGGUUGGGGAGAAGGAGUUUGGGCGGUGGGUGCCGUAUAUACACAUAGGGUCAUAG
Molecule: messenger RNA, 2709 nt
Organism: Rhizoctonia solani
Lineage: Eukaryota; Fungi; Basidiomycota; Agaricomycetes; Cantharellales; Ceratobasidiaceae
Product: CHAT domain protein
Exons: 4
Coding region: 1-2709 (902 amino acids)
Molecular function (GO): protein binding
Source: RefSeq, a predicted model, not a curated record